Molecule: messenger RNA, 8683 nt
Organism: Phyllopteryx taeniolatus (common seadragon)
Lineage: Eukaryota; Metazoa; Chordata; Actinopteri; Syngnathiformes; Syngnathidae
Product: oocyte zinc finger protein XlCOF6-like
Exons: 3
Coding region: 355-2460 (701 amino acids)
Biological process (GO): regulation of transcription by RNA polymerase II
Cellular component (GO): nucleus
Molecular function (GO): RNA polymerase II cis-regulatory region sequence-specific DNA binding; DNA-binding transcription activator activity, RNA polymerase II-specific
Source: RefSeq, a predicted model, not a curated record
AGUUUCUUGCCAACCUUCAUAAAACACUGAAAGAAGACGAAGAAGGAGAAGCUCGAUGGACGAGCGAGGCGGGAAGAGGCUCGAUCGUGCUUCGGCGAAUCUUGCUGAAUUUGGACUCUGACUGUUGUGAAUCCUCGACGCGGGACGCCCCUGAUCACGACUUUAGUGGACGAAAACAUCAUUCGUGCAAUCUUCGUGUCCGGUUGGAGUCGUCUCGUGCACGUUGAAGCUUCUCGGCCUAGCCUAGCCUAGCCUAGCUUAGCUUAGCUUGCCAACAAAGAGACACGUUUGUGUCAACACUUCGCUAAGCAGAACUCAAGCGUGAGCGGAAAGUGUUGUGAUAAGCACGUGAAAAUGUGUGCAAGAAGGACAGCAGAGUACGAGGAGGAACUUUGGGGAGCCAAAGAGGAGAAGGAGCCACAACGUCAAUUACUGGACACUGUGUUCAAUCUGCAGCCUCGAAUGGUGCUCCGCACAGCAGACAUCACUGAAGAUCUUCGUCCCGAGCUGCAGGCGCCAAAGCCCCCUCACAUUAAAGAGGAAGUGGAGGACGAAAAGGUCCACCACAUCAAAGAGGAUAAGGAGCCCAUUUUAAUUAAAAAAGAGGAAGAAGAAUCGAGCCUCCACAUCAAACAGGAAGAGGAGGAGGAGAUCAAGUUUCCAUCAACUGGUGUCCCUUUGAAGAGUGAAGAUGAAGGUCAAAGUGAGGAGAGCAGAGGGGCGAAGCCUCCAAGCAGCAGCUCAAGUCAACACACGACAACAGAAGGUGAUCGAGACCACUGUGGAGGAUCACAAGCAGAUGACCUCUUAGUUCCACUAUCAGAUAGUGAUGACACGACAUCACACUCCUCUGACUAUGAUGAUGAUGAUAAACAGUCUGAAGGUGAUAUGACAUGUCAGACCGACGACAAAAAAUUUAAGUGUUCUCAGUGUGGGAAAACAUUUGCUUAUAAGUAUAUUUUGAAACAACACCUGAGAACCCACACUGGUGAAAAACCUUUUUCCUGUUCAGUUUGUGGUCAAAGAUACUCACAUAAGAAAACCUUAACAAUACACACAAGAACCCACACUGGUGAGAAACCCUUUGUCUGCCCAGAGUGUGGUCAAAGAUUCUCCUCGAAGGGAAGCUUAAAAAUACAUGCAAGAACCCACACUGGAGAGAGAGCUUUUGCCUGUUCAGAUUGUGGUAAAACAUUCACUCGGAAGGGAAGUUUAAAAAUACACACAAGAACCCACACUGGUGAGAAGCCUUUUUCCUGCUCAGUUUGUGGUGCAAGAUUCAAUCAGAAGCAAUGUUUAAAACAACACACAACAACGCACACUGGUGAGAAGCCUUUUUCCUGCUCAGUUUGUGGUAAAAGAUUCCCUCGGAAGCAAGAAUUAAAAAAACACACAAGAACACACACUGGUGAGAAACCCUUUUCCUGCUCAGUUUGUGGUCAGAGAUUCUCUCAAAAGGAAAAGUUAAAAAUACACACAAGAACCCACACUGGUGAGAAACCUUUUUCCUGCUCCGUUUGUGGUCAAAGAUUCUCUGCGAAGGCAGAGUUAAAAAUACACACAAGAACGCACACUGGUGAGAAACCUUUUUCCUGCUCAGUUUGUGGUCAGAGAUUCUCUGUGCAGGGACACUUAAAAAGACACACAAGAACCCAUACUGGUGAGAAACCUUUUUCUUGUUCAGAUUGCGGUCAAAGAUUCAUUCAGAAGGGAGGCUUAAAAAUACACAUGCGAACCCACACUGGUGAAAAACCUUUUUCCUGCUCAGUUUGUGGUCAAAGAUACUCUCAUAAGAAAACCUUAACAAUACACACAAGAACCCACACUGGUGAGAAACCCUUUGUCUGCCCAGAGUGUGGUCAAAGAUUCUCCGCGAAGGGGAGCUUAAAAAUGCAUGCAAGAACCCACACUGGAGAGAGAGCUUUUGCCUGUUCAGAUUGUGGUAAAACAUUCACUCGGAAGGGAAGUUUAACAAAACACACGAGAACCCACACUGGUGAGAAGCCUUUUUCCUGCACAGUUUGUGGUCAAAGAUUCUCUGAGAAGGGAAGUUUAAAAAUACACACAAGAACGCACACUGGUGAGAAGCCUUUUUCCUGCUCAGUUUGUGGUAAAAGAUUCCCUCGGAAGCAAGAAUUAAAAAAACACACAAGAACACACACUGGUGAGAAACCCUUUUCCUGCUUACUUUGUGGUCAGAGAUUCUCUCAAAAGGGAAAGUUAAAAAUACACACAAGAACCCACACUGGUGAGAAACCUUUUUCCUGCUCCGUUUGUGGUCAACGUUUCUCUGCGAAGGCAAAGUUAAAAAUACACAUAAGAGCGCACACUGGUGAGAAACCUUUUUCCUGCUUAGUUUGUGGUCAGAAAUUCUCUCGUAAGGAUCGGGUUAAGACACACAAGUGUGCUGGUGAAAAUAGCAGUGAUCGAGAAGCUUUUAAUGAAAACGUGAAUGUUUAAUAUAAAAAGUAAUUCCUAUUUUACUGACUUACAAAAAUCUGUGUACCAGCUUUUCUUGUUGUCCACAUAUUUUCUAAAAGCCUCCUGUGGGCGAGUGUUGAGAAUUAGUACUGUUGCCAAAAUACUUGACAGGGACGAGUUCAUGGUGAGAACAUAGAGAACACACUUAUUCCACCGUUCUGGACUCAUAAAUGUCUCCAGAAAAAAAGCCUUCCAAAAUAGACUCAUUUAUCUUAGAAUUGUUUUCGAAUAAAAUAUUUGAUUUUCAGCCAGAUUUUGGUCCGCCCACAUUUUGGACAUGUCAACCCGUCUGACACGUAACGAGCUGGAGCCGAUUACAGUUCCUCAUUGAACUUCUAUGCUUUCCAUGGUGUAGUUUUGCCCAUAUUAGUCUGGGUGAAUUUUUUUAGACAAUAAUGAGUGAAAUCUCGUAAGGGAGAGCCCGGACACCCUGCGGAGGAAACUCAUUUUGGCGGCUUGUAUCCGGGAUCAUGUUCUUUUGGUCACGACCCACAGCUUGUGACCAUAGGUUAGUGUAGGAACCCAGAUCGACCGGUAAAUUGAGAGUUUCGGCUGAGCUCCUUUCAGAAUCAGAAUCGUCUUUAUUUGCCAUGUUUGUCAAAAACCUACAAGGAAUUUUUGAGACAUUGAAGAAGAAGAAAAAACAAUAACUGAGCAAUAAAAGAUUGCUAAUCUGGUAAUGCCGGUAUAUGUUUAUUUUAUUUAUUUUUUGACAAUUGUGCAAAACGAUGCGGUCCUCUAGCAAUUAGAGCAGUUUGAAAUGACUAAGAGAACAAUAGUCCGGUGCAAUGACCAUUGUGCAAAGGGCGGCGAGACUUCAAGAAAUAUAUGCAGUUUAAAGUGACUAGUAGUGCGAAAAUCUGGGACAAUGUCGAUUGUGCAAAUGUUGCAGAUGCUACACAGGCCAGUAUUGGUCAACAACAACAGAUAUGCAAAUAGUGCAGCGUGGCGAGACUACUGCAGUGACUGCUCAAGUAAUGUAAAAUUGGCCCGACAGAAAUGUGACAAACUCAAGACAAAAAAUUGGCAGCAUGUUGCAAUGGAAUUGUAGCUUAACUGUUUAAGAAGUUAAUGGCAAGUGGGAGGAAGCUGUUGGAAUGUCUGCUUGUUUUAGUUUGCAUCGUUCGGUAGCGCCUACCUGAGGGAAGGAGCUGGAAGAGGUGGUGCCCAGGAUGUGGAGGGUCCACGAAGAUUUUCCAUGCUCUUGUCUUAGUUCUGGCAGCGUGCAAGUCCUCAAGGGUGUGUAGGGGGGUACCGACAAUCUUUUCAACAGUUUUGUCUGUUGCAGUCGGAGUUUGUCCUUUUUUGUAGCACUACCAAUCCAGACUGUGAUAGAAGAACACAGGACUGAUUCGAUGACUGCUGUGUAGAACUGCCUCAACAGCUCCUGGGGCAGGCCGUGCUUCCUCAGAAGCCGCAGAAAGUACAUUCUUUGCUGGGCCUUUUUGAGCAUGGAGUUGAUGUUGAACUCCCACUUCAGGUCCUGAGAGACUCUAAUUCCCAGGAACUUGAAGGUCUCGACAGUUGACACGGGGAAGUUGGACAGCGUGAGUGCCAUCUGUGGUAGGCAAACUGCAGGGGGUCCAGCAGGGGACCUGUGACGCUCUUGAGGUGGUCCAGCACGAGGCGUUCAAAGGACUUCAUGACCACAGAGUUCAAGGAGACAGCCCUGUAGUCGGUCAGACCUGAGAUUGCAGGUUUCUUGGGGACUGGGAUGAUGGUGGAGCGUUUGAAACAGGAUGGUACUUCGCACAGUUCCAGAGAUCUAUUGAAGAUCUGUGUGAAGACUGUAGCGAGCUGGUCCACGCAGACUUUGAGGCAGGAUGGGGACACAAGGUCGGGGCCUGCCGCUUUGUUAAUCUUUUAUUGUUCUCAGCUUGGGGGGUUGGUCACUUAUUAUUGGUUAGCGAUUGUAUUCGUUAGAGUCCUUAGCUGUAAACUGUUUUUCUAACUUUACUGCAUAGUUUCUAUUUGCAAUGGUAAUUUUCUUUAGUCGCCAUUCCAUUCUUCCCUCACUCGUGAACAAGAUCCCAAGACACUUGAACUCCGCAACCGGGGGCAGGAUCUCAUCCCCGACCUGGAGAGGGCACGCCACCCUUUUUCGACUGAGUGCCAUGGUCUCAGAUUUGGAGGUGCUGAUUCUCAUCCCAGCCGCUUCACACCUCAACUGCGAACUGCUCCAGUGAGAGUUGGAGAUCACGGCUUUAUGAAGCCAACAGAACCACAUAAUCUGCAAACAGCAAAGAGGCACCAAACUGGAUCCCCUCCAUCCCUCGGCUGCUCCGAGAAAUUCUGUCCAUAAAAGUAAUGAACAGAAUCGGUGACAAAGGGCAGCCGUGGCGGAGUCUAACCCUCACCGGAAACGAGUCCAGCUUACUGCGAGCAAUGCGGACCAAACUCUGACUCCGGUCGUACAGGGACCGAACAACCCGUAUCAGGCGGGGUUCAGUAUCCUGAAGCACUCCCCACAGAACUCCCCAAGGGACACGGUCUAACACCUUCUCCAAGUCCACAAAACACACGUAGACUGGUUGAGUGAACUCCCAUGCACCCUUGAGGACCCCUGCCAAGGGUGUAGAGCUGGUCCACUCUUCCACAGCCAGGAAGAAAACCACACUGCUCCUCCUAAAUCUGAGAUUCGACUUCCCGACGGACCUUCCUCUCCAGCACCCCUAAAUAGACCUUACCAGUGAGGCUGAGGGGUGUGGUCCCCCUGUAGUUGGAACACACCCUCCAGUCCCCCUUCUUAAAAAGGGGGACCACCACCCCAUUCUGCCAAUCCAGAGGCACUGUCCCUGAUGUCCAUGAAAUGUUGCAGAGUCGUGUCAACCAGGACAGCCCCACAGCAUCCAGAGCCUUUAGGAACCGAAUCACAUCCACCUCCGGGGCUUUGCCACUGAGGGUAUUUUUAACCACCUUGGUGACCUCAACCCCAGAGAUAGGAGAGCCCACUUCAGAGACUGCGGACUCUGCUUCCUCAUGGAAAGGCGUGUCGGUGGAAUUGAGGUCUUUGAAGUAUUUUCCCCACCGACUCACAACGUCCCGAGUCGAGGUCAGCAGCGCUCCAUCCCCACGAUACACAGUGUUGAUGGUGCACUGCUUUCCGCUCCUGAGAUGCCGGAGGGUGGACCAGAAUUUCCGCGAAGCCGUCCGGAAGUCUUUCUCCAUGGCCUCACCGAACUCUUCCCAUCCCCGAGUUUUUGCUUCAGUGACCACCAAAGCUGCAUUCCGCUUGCCCAGCCUUCUUCAGCUUGACGUCAUUCCUCACCGCUGGUGUCCACCAACGGGUUCAGGGAUUGCCGGCACGACAGGCACAGACUACCUUACUGCCACAACUCUGGUCGGCCGCCUCGGCAAUGGAGGCGCGGGAGAUGGUCCACUCUGAUUCAAUGUCCCCCGCCUCUCCCGAGACAUGGGAGAAGUUCUGCCGGAGGUGGGAGUUGAAACGUCCCCAGCAGACCCUCACAACACGUUUGGGCCUGCCAGGUCAGACCGGCAUUUUCCCCCAUCAUCUGAAUCAGAAUCAUCUUUAUUUUCCAAGUAUGUCCAAAAAACACACAAGGAAUUUGUCUCCGGUAGUUGGAGCCGCUCUAGUACGACAACAGACAGUCAAUUUACAGAACACUUUGGAGACAGAAAGACAUUGACAAAAAAAGAAAACAGUCACUGAGCAGUAAAGGGUUGCUAGUUAUCUGGUAAUGCCGGUAAAGUUUUUAAAAAAAAAAUGUAUUUAUUUAUUUUUUGUUUGACAAUUGUGCAAAAAGAUGCAGAGUCCUCUAGCACUGAGAGCAGUUCGAAUGACUAAUAUUGCAAUAGUCCGGUGCAAUGACCAUUGUGCAAAGGGCGCAGAGACUUCAAGGAGUGCAUGCGGUUUAAAGUGACGAGUAGUGCGAUAAUCUGGGACAAUGUUGGUUGUGCAAAUGUUGCAGAUGCUCCUCAAUCAGUGUGCAAAUGGAGCAUGAGUGGCCAGUAUAUGCAAAUAGUGCAGCAUGGCGAGACAACUACAGUGAGUGCACGAGUAAUCCAAAGACGGACGAAAAACACAAAAACAAAAAGAAUACGAGAGAGCGCGCUACCGAGGCGACCACACUGGUAGGCGCCAUCUUAAAAUCGUAGGCAAGUCUCCACCAGGUGGUGAUCCAUUGACAGCUCCGUCCCUCUGUUCACCCGAGUGUCCAAGACAUGCGGCCGUAAGUCCAAUGACACAACCACAAAGUCGAUCAUCGAACUGUGACCUAGGGUGUCCUGGUGCCAAGUGCACGUGUGGACACCCUUAUGCUUGAACAUGGUGUUCACUGUGGACAAUCCAUGAUGAUCACAGAAGUCCAAUAACAGAACACCACUCGGGUUCUGAACAGGGGCGGGGGGGCGUUCCUCCCAAUCACGCCCUUCCGGGUAUCACUGUCAUUGCCCACGUGGGCAUUGAAGUCCCCCAGCAGAACGAUGGAGUCCCCAGCAGGAGCGCUCUCCAGCACCCCCUCCAAGGACUCAAAAAAGCGUGGCUACUCUGAACUGGUGUUUGGUGCAUAGGCACAAACAACAGUCAGGACCUGUCCCCCCCCCACCCGAAGGCGGAGGGAGGCUACCCUCUCGUCCAUCGGGGUGAACCCCAACGUACAGGCGCUGAGCCGCCUGGCAAUAAGUAUACCCACACCUGCCCGGUGCCUCUCGACGUGGGCAACUCCAGAGUGGAAGACAGUCCGACCCCUCUCAAGAGGACUGGUACCAGAGCCCAAGCAGUGUGUGGAUGCGAGCCCGACUAGAUCUAGUCUGAACUUCUCGACGUCACACACCAGCUCGGGCUCCUUCCGUGUCAGAAAGGUGAUGUUCCACAUCCCUAGAGCCCCCAGCUUCUGUAGCCGGGGAUCGGAUCGCCAAGGUCCUUGCCUUCGGCCACCACCCAGUUCACACUGCGCCUGACCCAUGGCCCCUCCAACAGGUUGUGAGCCCAUGGGAAGGGGGACCUACGUUACUCUUUCGGGCUGUGCACGACUGGGCCCCAUGGGGGCAGGCCCGGCCACUUGGGGCUCGCCUCUGAGCCCCACCUCCAGGCCUGGCUCCAGAGGGAGGCCCCGGUGACUCACCUCCGGGCGAGGAAAACCUACAUCCAUUUAUAUUGUUCAUCAUAGGGGUCUUUUAGCCGUGCUUUGUCUGGUCCCUCACCUCUGACCUGUUUGCUAUGGGUGACCCUACCAGGGGUGUGAAGCCCCAGAUAACUUAGUUCCUAGGAUCAUUGGGACACACAAACCCCUUCACCACAAUAAUAAUAAUUGUGUGACAGACGUGGACUUUGGCUGGCUGUCAUAACGUCGCCUGACCCGUGACGAGGGUCCCCCGGCCGAACGCGUUAAUGUCGCUUAAUGUCCUGAAACUGCAGCUGUUCUGAUUUGAUCUCAUCUGAUCCAUAAAAUCAAAAAUAUUAGGCUGAUCAUUGUAAUAUUUCCAGAUGUUGAAGCUGCCAUGAGUAAAGAUGUCCUCAUACAUUUUGGUGAUGAUUGUUGACAGUUUUGGGACAUGAAGCCACGUUUCUUGGGUUCAUGCAUGAGGCUUGCAAGGAUCUAGCACUCGUCCGCUGUGUUUGUAUAGUUUUAAUGAUGAAACCCUUCAUUUUUUUUUUUUUCAGCACAUUAGUGAUGGAACAUAAUUUUGGAGUACUCUCUGUUGUUCAUGUGAUGCAAUGAUAUAUGACAGCAAUUAAAGAUACAAUACCAACUUGAACAAAGCGGUGUUUGGCAACUCAAGCAAGCUGUAUUUUGUUUUUUGUUUUAUUUUCUGAAAAGUUGUCAUUUUGAAGGUGGGGGGAUUCUACCUGACAGCUCUGAUAUAUAUAUAUAUAUAUAAUGACUAAUUACUGGCACUUUAUAGUAUAGUGCAUUCCUUUUCCCACACCAGCUACGCCAGUGCUUUUAAAUUUUUCAUUUUGGCGAUGAAAAAGGGGCGUUCGAAAGUGAAUGAGUUCUUUAACAAUUGCUCCAAAAUGCAUUAUUAUUUGAAUUAGAAUUUCUUGAGCAAACAAUACAUAAAAUGAACUUGUUUGUGAAGCAUGCAAGCAAUGCAUGUAUUUUGUCCAAUGUUUUUGUGAUGUCAAUAUCAAAUAAGUGAAAGAUCAAUUGAAAUAGACUGUAAAGAAACUUUUACUUUUGGUGGUUAACUGUAACGUGUACACGUGAUCCUUAAUAAAAUACACCUCUGAAAACAGUGA